AAAGAAAAAAUGCGUGCCAACGAUAUUAUUCGCUCUUCUUCUACGUUGACACAUGAUUCAUCUGUUUUAAUGUACUCCUUUCCCUCCAGAGUGCGCCUCUGUUCCAAGCAUGACGUCUAACAUAAGCUCGUCUGUCGGUCGACGUUCCAAUUUGAAGAUAGCUAGUGGAGCGGUAAUAUGCGACGAAAGUAUCUUGAAAGGAGAUAUUACGAUCGGCACAGGAACCGUAGUACAUCCUAGGGCAAGCAUUUUGGCUGAAGCUGGCCCAAUAAUUAUCGGAGAAGGAAAUAUUAUAGAAGAGAUGGCAACAAUAGCAAACAGAUCACCACCAGAUGCUCCAGAAUCCACAAUAAUACCUGUACAAAUAAUUGGUAACUAUAAUGUUUUCGAGGUAGAUUGUAUCUGCGAAGCGCAUAAAGUUGGGGAUAACAAUAUUUUAGAAACUAAAGCACACAUUUCUAGUGACGUAGAACUAACUAACGGAUGUGUAAUAGGAACAGCUUGUUCCUUAGUAGAACAGGAAACUGUUCCAGAAAAUACUGUAAUAUAUGGCAGCAGAUGCCAACGUAGAGAAAUGAAUGACAAACCAUUCCCACAGGUAGGACAACUCGACUAUCUAAUGAGGAUAUUACCAAAUUAUCAUCAUUUAAGAAAGCCUAAUGUGAAAUCAAUGAAAGUAGAACCGACGGUAUAAUCAUGGAAUUGUUGUCAGAUUUCUAACAAUAUAUAUCUAACCCAAACUAUACCAGUUAUAUUCUCUAUAUACAUAAAUA
Molecule: messenger RNA, 773 nt
Organism: Vespa mandarinia (Asian giant hornet)
Lineage: Eukaryota; Metazoa; Arthropoda; Insecta; Hymenoptera; Vespidae
Gene: DCTN6-p27
Product: dynactin subunit 6
Biological process (GO): mitotic spindle organization
Cellular component (GO): dynactin complex
Molecular function (GO): dynein complex binding
Source: RefSeq, a predicted model, not a curated record